Messenger RNA from Microstroma glucosiphilum, 650 nucleotides. RefSeq lists its product as hypothetical. The transcript has a single exon. The record is from RefSeq and is a predicted model, not a curated record. The coding region runs from base 88 to 420 and encodes 110 amino acids. NCBI's taxonomy places the organism in Eukaryota, Fungi, Basidiomycota, Exobasidiomycetes, Microstromatales, Microstromataceae.
UUCGGAGGAGUACGGCCGUCUCAGGACCUGAAAUUUGGGGCUGCAGAGAUUCCCGCUGCUGCUACAAAGGCAAAGAGCAAACGGGCGAUGGAUUCCGAGCCGGAAGCGGAGGAGGACGAUGAGGAGGAGUAUGGCGACAGUGCAGAUGAGACACAAGGCAAGGCGGCUAUUACGGGCGGAGCAGAGGCGACGGAGGAGGUGGGUGAGCAGGAGGAGGAAGAUGAGGAAUACGAAGGGGAAUACGAUGAGGACGAGUACGACGAGGAAGAAGAGGAAGAAGAAGACGAGAGCGGUGAGGAGGGUGAGGAGGAGGUCGUCGACGACGAGGAGUGGGAAGAGGGAGAUGGCGAAACAGGGGACGGCGAUGACGAGGAAGAGGGCUUGAGUGCUGUCGAGGAAGAGGAAGAAGACGAGGGGUAAUGCGAUGCCGAGGUACGGAAGCGGGGAAACCUCCGGCGAAAUGCUGAAACUCCGUUGGUUGACAUGCGCCCUGAGAAGAACAGCGAUUGAGCUCUCUAGUUUCUGAGCAACCCGUAUUCGGACGGUGUCGUCUUCAUUGACGUGCUCGUGUGUGGGUGCUGUCGACCCUCGGCAAUCUGGUGUAUCCUUCCUCCUUUUUGAUGGGGUGGGGGGUCAUCCCGAGGGGAAGC